This is a messenger RNA of Rhodofomes roseus, 3000 nucleotides long. Its product is annotated as CHAT domain-containing protein. Gene Ontology annotation, molecular function: protein binding. The transcript is spliced from 2 exons. Lineage: Eukaryota; Fungi; Basidiomycota; Agaricomycetes; Polyporales; Fomitopsidaceae. The coding region runs from base 135 to 2981 and encodes 948 amino acids. The record is from RefSeq and is a predicted model, not a curated record.
UUUAGACGUAUACAAGAGCAUCUCCGGUGGGUCUUGUGCAUCUCACGCGUCGUCCUGAUCUUGACUUGAUUUCGUCUCUAGACACCGUCUCCGAGGACGAGAUCACCGACAUCCUGUGUGAUUUCACUGAUACGAUGAAUCUUCCAGAUGACGAUCCGCACAAAGCGGAGAAGCUCCACUUAACAGGCCUACUGUUCCACGUCCGGUACAGGCUCCAUGCGGAUGCCAUGGACAUCUUGGAGGCUGCCACUGCUCAAGAGACUGCAGUAAAGCUCUUGGCAGAUGAUCAUCCUGACAAACCUAAUUGGCUGGUGACUCUUGCAAAGUCUCUUCAUGCCUUGUUCCAGAGGAAAGGCUCUGAGGACUAUAUGCUGGAUGGACUCGCUGCACUCAGAGAGGCUAUUGAGUUAACACCUACAGAGGACCCUGCCAAACUGGACAGGCUUGCUUUGCUAGCCUUGACUCUGUAUAUCCAUUACUCAUGCUUCUCUGAGCUUGCAAACCUUCAUGAGGGCUUAGAGAUCAUGGAUGAGCUCACUAUGGGCAAUCCAGAUCAUUCAAAGCUUCCUGAAUGGCUCAGUACAGAGGCUGGCAUGCAUCUGUCAUUGUUUCAUCAUCUAGGCAAUAUGGAUGACUUGGACAACUCUAUUGGAUGCUACGAGAUUGCACUGCUGAACCUACCUGAGGAUCAUCCAGAAAGGUCUAGACAUCUGUCCAAUGCAGGUUCUGCACUAUUGGCUAGAUUUGAGAGGCUAAAGAAAGAGCCAGAUAUCAAAAGAUCAAUUGCUUUGCAUGAGCAAGCUGUCAAAUUGACUGAGGAACCUGAUGUCAAGGCAGCCAGGCUCAUAUCUUUGGCUCAGGCCUUAUUCACCUACUAUGGCUUAGCAAACAAUGCCAGUGGUAUUGAUCAAGGGGUAGCUGCUGCUAGAACUGCAGUGGAGAUUGUAGAUAGCAAGCAUCCAAGCAGGCCUCAUAUGCUCAUUGUAUUGGCUAAACUAUUGAGGCACAAAUUUACAGUGUCCAAUGAUGCCAAGUUUGUAGAUGAGGCUAUCACAAUACUCAAGCAGGAGACACAUAUGACUCCCACAGAUCAUCCUGAUUUCAGACUGGCUACUGUUGAGCUAGGCCAUGCUCUGAUAGCUAGAUUCAACCAUCAGCAUGCUGUUGCAGACAUUGACAGAGCUGUGGAGGAAUUGAAAACCAGCCUGCAUAUCACUGGCAAAGAUGAACCUCAGAGACCUGCUCUACUCAAUGAUCUAGGAGAUGCUCUACUUACCAAAUUCAGUGUCUCCCAACAAAUUGAUGAUGUUAGAUCUGCAGUAGACUAUUAUAGUCAAGCAGUAACAUCAGAGUUUGGUGUGCCUGCCAUAAGGCUGUACUCAGCAAUGCAAUGGGCUGCUACUCUGCAGAGAUAUCAAUUGUCAUCUCCCUUGAGUGCAUAUCAGCAUGCAGUUGAGUUGUUGUCUCAAGUUGCAUGGCUUGGCCUGCCCAUGACAGAUAGAUAUACUCAGAUCAUGCCAUAUAAUGAUUUGGUAUGCAAUGCAGCUACAGCUGCGAUUAGAGAAGGGAAACUUGAGAUGGCAUUGGAAUGGCUGGAGCAGGGAAGGUCAAUCGUUUGGGGUCAGAUUCUACAAUUGAGAACAGCAGUUAGUGAACUGAGCAUAAAGGAGCCUGAUCUAGCACAACAGUUUAUGGACACAUCCAAGGAGCUAGAGGCUCUCAGCAACCCUCACUUUGAUAUGCCUCAGGAACAUUCACUCUCUGUUGAGGUCACUGAACAGAGGCACAGAAGCUUAGCCAAGAAGUGGGCAAGCCUUGUGAAACAUAUACAGUCAAUAGAUGGCUUUGCAAGUUUUCUGAAGCCCAAGGCUGCUUCUCAGCUCAUGCAAGCAGCAGUUCAUGGUCCUUGUGUUAUCAUCAACAUCAGCCAGCUUGGCUCUGAUGCUCUGAUCAUUAUGCCCCACUCAAAUGAGUUGCAGCUUGUACUUCUGCCUCAGUUCCCCAUUGAGAAUGCUAGCAAGCUGCAGAACCAGUUGAAUGGUCAUCUCAUGGCUCUUGGCAUCAAUAUCAGGAAGCAGAGGGCUGCUAAGCAGGUCAAACACUUAUUGAUGGAAAACAUUGGGUUCCCUAAGAUCCUCUCAGCCCUCUGGACUUCUGUAGUUCUUCCUAUCAUACAGAAGAUGGCAUUGAAGGGAACUUCAGACACACUUCCACAUGUCUUCUGGUGCCUCACAGGUCCAUUGACAUUCUUGCCAUUGCAUGCAGCUGGACAAUAUGAGACUGAGCAGUCUGGUACAAAGCUGGCUGACUAUGCCAUCUCUUCCUAUACCCCAACAUUGACAGCAUUGUUGGAUAGGACAAACAGGAAAGCUGUUGUCUCACCCAAACUUCUGGGUAUUUGUCAGUCAUUCACACCAGGCCAGCCACCUCUCUAUGCUGCUCAAGAUGAAGUCAAUGCAAUUGUCCACCUUGUCAGUCAAUAUGAUCCUCAGGCAAUGGUGGUCUUGAAAGACAGUGCUGCUACUGUAGAGCAAACACUGAAGAACAUAGAGGAAUCUGAUUGGAUACACUUGGCUUGUCAUGGUGUUCAAGACAUGACCGAGCCAACCUCUAGUGCCAUUAUCCUCUGGGAUGGCAGUCUGUCAUUGGCUGAUGUGAUCAAGCUGUCCCUUCAGGAUGCAGAGCUUGCAUUCCUCUCAGCCUGUGAGACAGCUACUGGUGACAACAAGCUAUCAGAGGAGGCUGUUCAUCUGGCUGCAGGCAUGCUUCUGGCUGGGUACAAGGGAGUCAUUGCAACCAUGUGGUCAAUCCAAGAUGAGGAUGGGCCGGUUGUAGCUGAGAAGGUGUAUGCUGUGCUUCUGAAAGGCGGGAUCCCAAAUGCUAUGAAAGCAGCACAGGCCCUACACGAUGCUGUUCUGGAGCUUCAGAAGAGUGGUGCGUCAUUUGAGAGAUGGGUACCUUUCAUCCAUAUGGGGGUUUGAUUACUAUAAGAGUGACUUG